This is a messenger RNA of Salvelinus fontinalis (brook trout), 7137 nucleotides long. Its product is annotated as N-chimaerin. Gene Ontology annotation, biological process: signal transduction; regulation of small GTPase mediated signal transduction; positive regulation of GTPase activity. The record is from RefSeq and is a predicted model, not a curated record. The transcript is spliced from 14 exons. Gene Ontology annotation, molecular function: GTPase activator activity. NCBI's taxonomy places the organism in Eukaryota, Metazoa, Chordata, Actinopteri, Salmoniformes, Salmonidae. The coding region runs from base 161 to 1540 and encodes 459 amino acids.
CAUUCUAUUAUGAGCAGCGUCACAUGGUAACCAUGGUAACAAGUUGUGAUAUCACGUGGUAUCACAAGAUGGCGACUUCGUUAUAGAUGGAUACGGUGAUGUGGUCUUUCUAACUGCGGUGGACAUUGUCAUCUAUUGCGCAUCAGUUAUCGCACCAAGAAUGGCUCUAAAUGUCUUUGACCAUGAUGAAUACAGACCACCAGUGUGGAAAUCUUACCUGUAUCAGCUCCAGCAGGAGGCACCACAUCCGCGGCGAUUGACCUGCACCUGUGAGGUGGAUAACCGACCCAAAUACUAUGGGAGAGAGUACCAUGGGAUGGUCUCCAGAGAGGAGGCUGACCAGCUGCUGAGUGUGGCAGAGGGCAGUUACCUCAUCAGGGAGAGCCAGAGGCAGCCUGGGACUUACACACUGGCCCUACGCUUUGGAAAUCAAACCAAGAACUUCCGCCUCUACCAUGAUGGGAAACACUUUGUCGGGGAGAAGCGCUUUGAGUCCAUCCACGACCUUGUGACAGAUGGGCUGAUCACACUCUACAUCGAGACUAAGGCAGCAGAGUACAUUGCUAAGAUGACCAUUAACCCAAUCUAUGAGCACAUUGGCUACACAACACUCAACAAGGAGCCCAAGCUGAAGAAACACUUGCCUGUGUGCCAGGAGGUUCCCGAUGGGCCUGCUCCACAGGGAGAGCGGGCUGACGAGGAGAAAGGGCUCACCUCGCUGGUACGUCGAGCCACCCUGAAGGACAACGACCACGCGACCAAGUAUGAGAAAGUCCACAAUUUCAAGGUGCACACCUUCCGGGGACCCCACUGGUGUGAAUAUUGUGCCAACUUCAUGUGGGGCCUCAUCGCUCAGGGAGUGAAAUGUGCAGAUUGCGGUUUGAAUGUCCACAAGCAGUGUUCCAAAAUGGUGCCAAAUGACUGCAAGCCUGACCUCAAGCAUGUCAAGAAAGUAUACAGUUGUGACCUUACAACACUGGUAAAAGCCCACAAUUCCAAGCGACCCAUGGUGGUGGACAUGUGCAUACAAGAGAUUGAGUCUAGAGGUGUUCAGUCUGAGGGCCUGUACAGAAUCUCAGGCUUCAGUGAUCUGAUUGAAGAUGUGAAGCUGGCUUUCGACAGAGAUGGUGAAAAGGCGGACAUUUCUGUGAAUGUGUAUGAAGACAUCAACAUAAUCACUGGCGCACUGAAACUGUAUUUCAGGGAUUUACCUAUUCCUCUUAUCACGUACGACGCCUACCCAAGGUUCAUGGAGGCAGCAAAGAUAACGGAUCCAGACAAGCGGUUGGAGGCCCAUCAUGAAGGUCUGAAGCUGCUGCCACCUGCACACUGUGAAACACUGUGUUAUCUCAUGGCCCACUUAAAGAGGGUAACCCAAAAUGAUAAAGACAACCUGAUGAAUGCAGAAAACCUUGGCAUUGUUUUUGGGCCCACCCUCAUGCGUGCCCCAGACUUGGAUGCGAUGACGGCACUCAAUGACAUCCGCUACCAGAGACAGGUGGUGGAGACGCUCAUAAAGAACGAAGACAUUCUGUUCUGAAAGGGGAUGACAAACAAUGAAGGAAUCUUAAAUCAUGAAUAAGUGAUUUACUCAUCAUUUAGAGAGGAGGAAGUGACAAUUGUGUUUUGAAUAUUUUCCCUUUGUUAAACCAAGACUUUAAUAAUAAUGGAGAAUUUGAGCCAUUGUACAUUCUCUCCCACUCCCAGUGAACCCUGUCUGAAGAGAUGUCUGUUGGGUUUGGAUCACGUACCUUAGACUUGUCUUUUACAUGUUCACCCCCCCAUUUCUGUCGGGGGUAAUUGAUGGAACACACAUUCCUUCUGGAUAGCUAGUAUGUGUUUUGUUUUCAGAUAUUGGGUCACACCAAAGAGAUAGAGGACUCAUCUUUAUCUCUGACAUUAUAGCGUCUGUGACAGCAUGGGCAGUGCCAUUGAAGCUACAACCCAUAGGAAUCCCCACCCCGUUGGCUACUUUAACUACUUUAAAAUGGCAGAAGCAUGGUGUAAGCCCUCAAUGUCCAUGCCAAAACGGGUUAUAUCCAUGAUGAGUCCUAUCUAUCUUUAUGGGUCACACUCACUCAUUAACUGCUCUCUCUGAUCUUGUACUGUAGAUGUGGCUCAUUGUUUCAUGAUGGGUUUAUUCUUCCUGUGAAUCACUAAUGUACUUGGAAAUAACAUCGGUUAAAAACCUUUUUUAUUUUGUUUAAUGUUGUCUGUAUGUUAUUUUACAUUCAAACACCUUUUUGAGGUGACUUAUUUUUUAAGAGAUGCAGUGGGAUAUUUAUAUAAUUUCAGCCAGUAGUCCUAGCACUCACAAGCCAUAAUGGGCGCCUUAAAUGUACUAUGUCAUAUUAGGGGGGUGUCCAGUGUACAUCUCCACUGCAUUUACAUUAUAAUGACAUGCCACACAAUUGGCACUCACUGCCCCUACUGUCAAAGAGCAGCCAAUGUGAUCAAGCCUCCCACUUUUACCUUGCAGCAUCAUUGUAUGUGAUGGUGCCUUUCAACCUUCCUAUCAACAUUGUCUAUCUGUUUUGGUUGUUUGAAGUUUAUUUUUAAUUGUACCUUUAUUUAACUAGGCAAGACAGUUAAGAACAAAUUCUUAUUUUCAAUGACGGCCUCGGAACAGUGAGUUGACUGCCUUGUUCAGGGGCAGGACGACAGAUUUUUUACCUUGUCAGCUCGUCAGACUUGUAACCUUUUGGUUACUAGUCCAACGCUCUAACCACUAGGCUACCUGCCGCCCCAGUGUCUGUGUCCCUUUAUUCCCUGUUCAGACUAUGGCAAAAUAACUUAAACUGUACAUUUCCUGAAGAAAAUGUGUGUGCUUUCUUUAGCUGUCUAAAAGUAGUAGUAGCAACCGUAGUAGUGCUAGUUUCGAUUGAUUGUAUUAAUAUCAAUAGCAUUAGUGACUGUGGUAAAAGUACUGUUUUCAUUUUAACAUUCUGAAAGUUUCAACAGUGUGUCGUGUCUUUGACUAUGCCAGAUUGAUUGCUAUGACAUGUUAUUCUAUAAAAUUAUUUCUCCGUAAUUAAUAUUACCUGAUUGAACUAAUCAUGUAAAUAUUAAUUAACUAGAGAGGGACACCACGAAAUAAUAUUUAUAGAGCUGUUAUCUUUCGAAUAAACUCUUAAAGAUUUUGUAAUAUUUUACUAAAUAGCCGUCACAUUAAUCGUCAUUAUAUUCAGUCUCAUCUGAAAGUUGUAAGUCCUUGAUUAUCUGCAAGAAUCCUGGCUAACAAGUUGAAUCAGCAAUACAAAAUUGGGUUUAAUUAUUUAUUUACUAAAUACCUAACCAAUCACACAGAAUCACACAUAUACAAUUAGAUCAUAACUUGAUCACAAAUUACGUCAUACAGAAAACGUCCCUAGCGGGCGGAAUAGAUAUGACAGCUUGUUACACAAAGGGAAUGGGCUGAGUCUUAGUGAAAGAGCGGGAGAUUCGGAACAGGGCAAAAGCUGUGCUCUCGUAAAUCAGUAUCUGAUGCAUUCUAAAUUACCGCCCAUUUGAGAAAGAAAAUGCAAUACAUAUUUACUCUGAGCUGCGCUUCAGUAGGUUGGUGGUAGAUGGAAGAACGUAUCGCCAACCCGAGUCCUCUGUCUUUUGGAGAAUGUCUCUGGUUGUCACGGGAUACUUUGUAGUAACGUUGUGUGUGGAAGACGGGAUACUCGGACUGUCCUUCCUAACCUGCGUUUGUAGCAGCUGUUGCCAACUCAAUGGCCAGGAGAUAUCACUUCUGUAGUGAACACGAGUUCAAAGUUCAUACCAUUCACAAUCAAAGUCCAUGCUGAUGUUGGCUUCAUCUAUAGUGAUUAUCUGAACCAUUCUGACCCUGGAUCGUCAUCCUAGAGUACCCGGAACAGGAAGUUAUUUUCUGGGAAAAUGGCUUUUAUAGUGGAGGGAGAGGGGUGUGUCUGAAAGGUUUAUAACCCAUUCCUCUUCACAGGGGCGGACCACUGUGAGCAGAGAAACUUAUGAAAGCACAGAUCUCUCAUUUGGAAGCUAAAAUUACAUUUCAUCUCUUCACAAAUAAUGUCAUAUUCAAACAUUUGAAUUAAACAACAAUUCCAUGUGAAUCCGAUACCUCUGACGUUUAGACUUUUCACAGUAGCGUUUAUGUCAUUCUAUCAUUGAUGAGAAUGUGUCAGAGGGCAACCGAACUGACAUAAUAUACCUUAAGUACCACCGCAUAUGUACAGUUGGUUGGAUUACCAGAAUAUAGUUCAUUUCCCCCAACUUCUGAUGUUACCCAGAAUCUCUAUGUUAACCCAUGGGUUUCCUUAUGUCACAUCAGUUAUAGUGGGGACAGAGAAAAAGGGGGAAAGAGGUAUUUAUGACUGUCGUAAACCUACCCCCAACCCAACGUCAUGACAAGUGGGACGUUAAUGUUGAGGUAAAUCAGCCUAUCAAAGUUUGGUCAUACGCGCAUCCUUAAAAACAUAGGCAUUGGGCUAAUAAAGAAUACUAGUAUAGAACAAGAAGGCCUGCACACUAUUAAAGCUCCCAAUUCACUGCUUUAUUGACAACGUUUCGAUCUUAAACGGAUCUUCGUCAGGUCAAACACACUGAGUGUUCACAUCCCAAAAUAUACCGUCGUGGCCAAAAGUUUUGAGAAUGGCACAAAUAUUAAUUUCCACAAAGUUUUCUGCUUCAGUGUCUUUAGAUAUUUUUGUCAGAUGUUACUAUGGAAUACUGAAGUAUAAUACAAGCAUUUCAUAAGUGUCAAAGGUUUAUAUUGACAAUUACAUGAAGUUGAUGCCAAGAGUCAAUAUUUGCAGUGUUGACCCUUCUUUUUCAAGACCUCUGCAAUCCGCCCUAGCAUGCUGUCAAUUAACUUCUGGGCCACAUCCUGACUGAUGGCAGCCCAUUCUUGCAUAAUCAAUUCUUGGAGUUUGUCAGAAUUUGUGGGAUUUUGUUUGUCCACCCACCUCUUGGAAAUUGACCACAAGUUCUCAAUGGGAUUAAGGUCUGGGGAGUUUCCUGGCCAUGGACCCAAAAUAUCAAUGUUUUGUUCCCCGAGCCACUUAGUUGUCACUUUUGCCUUAUGGCAAGGUGCUCCAUCAUGCUGGAAAAGGCAUUGUUUGUCACCAAACUGUUACUGGAUGGUUGGGAGAAGUUGUUCUCGGAGGAUGUGUUGGUACCAUUCUUUAUUCAUGGCUGUGUUCUUAGGCAGAAUUGUGAGUGAGCCCACUCCCUUGGCUGAGAAGCAACCCCACACAUGAAUGGUCUCAGGAUGCUUUACUGUUGGCAUGACACAGGACUGAUGGUAGCGCUCACCUUGUCUUCUCCGGACAAGCUUUUUUCCGGAUGCCCCAAACAAUCAGAAAGGGGAUUCCUCAAAGAAAAUGACUUUACCCCAGUCCUCAGCAGUCCAAUCACUGUACCUUUUGCAGAAUAUCAGUCUGUCCCUGAUGAUUUUCCUGGAGAGAAGUGGCUUCUUUGCUGCCCUUCUUGAGACUAGGCCAUCCUCCAAAAGUCUUCGCCUCAUUGUGUGUGCAGAUGCAGAUGCACUCACACCUGCCUGCUGCCAUUCCUGAGCAAGCUCUGUACUGGUGGUGCCCUGAUCCCGCAGCUGAAUCAACUUUAGGAGACGGUCCUGGCGCUUGCUGGACUUUCUUGGGCGCCCUUAAGCCUUCUUCACAAUAAUUGAACCGCUCUCCUUGAAGUUCUUGAUGAUCCGAUAAAUGGUUGAUUUAGGUGCAAUCUUACUGGCAGCAAUAUCCUUGCCUGUGAAGCCCAUUUUAUGCAAAGCAAUGAUGAGGGCACGUGUUUCCUUGCAGUUAACCAUGAUUGACAGAGGAAGAACAAUGAUUCCAAGCACCACCCUCCUUUUGAAGUUUCCAGUCUGUUAUUCGAACUCAAUCAGCAUGACGGUGAUCUCCAGCCUUGUCCUCGUCAACCUGUGUUAACGAGAGAAUCACUGACAUGGUGUCAGCUGGUCCUUUUGUGGCAGGACAGAAAUGCAGUGGAUUGUUUUUUGGUGAUUCAGUUCAUUUGCAUGGCAAAGAGGGACUUUACAAUGAAUUUCAAUUCACCUGAUCACUCUUCAUAACAUUCUGGAGUAUAUGCAAAUUGCCAUCAUACAAACUGAGGCAGCAGACUUUGUGAAAAUUUAUAUUUGUGUCAUUCUCAACUUUUGGCCAUGACUGUACACAUUUCACCUCACAUGACCAUUGCGGACAUGACGCAUGGUGGGUUCAAAAAACAUUUGUAUAUCUCCAAUAAUUACAUAACAUUGAGAUGGGUGCAUGUAAUGGUUCCAAAAAUAUAUAUAUUUACAAAAUGACCAAGUGGGUAACCUGGAAGGCAAAACAAAUCAAAGUAAAGUAACAUUCAGGUAGGAAGUGGUCUGAUAUCAAACCUCUAGGAGACAUAAUACACAAACGGUGAAUCAAUACAAUUCCCUUCUCAUUAAUAAUUAUCAGUAUCUCCACCCCUCCUAAGAGUCUUAACACGUUCGAUGCCAAUGUAUCUCAGAGUUAAUGUUGUGACGAGCCUCCAUGAAAUGCGCAGCAACAGGGUUUCUCUGGUCAAGGGUUUUGAUAUUACUCCUGUGUUCUGCCAUCCUUGUUUUCAGAGCUCAUUUUGUUUUUCCUACAUAGCAUAGACCACAAAUACACUUGAUCAGGUAUAUCACAUUUUUUUGUGGAACAUGUAAUGAUGCCCUUAAUCUUAAUGGCCUUGCCUGUAAAAGGGUGAUUGAACUUGUGCAUUUGUAGUUUAGUAAGGUACUCUAUGUCACCACUUCAUUGCUCCAGACCAGCGCAAGUGGGAGUUAGAGCACUGAUUGUGCUUUUGGGUCCUACUGUGUCUCUGAAAAUGAAUGGGUGACAUAAACCUAAAUAGAAACUGAUAAUUUUGCACGACUUCAGUAUUACUUACUAAAACUGUUGUUACACUAAGGUUUUUAUUAUUUAUUUAUUUUGUUAGAAUUAUAUUGUUCUUACUGUAGGCCACUCCCGACCGAUCACAUUGUACAGCGCCUAAGUAGUGCAACAGUCUAAGACACUGCAUAGCUGUGUCGCUACAGAUGCUGGUUAAAUACCUGUGCUGGCCUCGACUGGGAGACCCAUGAGAAGACUAGGUUUUUGGUUUCUCUCCCUCUAAAAACACAAAUAAAUAAUUCUAAAUAACAAA